Molecule: messenger RNA, 1902 nt
Organism: Zeugodacus cucurbitae (melon fly)
Lineage: Eukaryota; Metazoa; Arthropoda; Insecta; Diptera; Tephritidae
Gene: muc
Product: dihydrolipoyllysine-residue acetyltransferase component of pyruvate dehydrogenase complex, mitochondrial
Exons: 8
Coding region: 237-1763 (508 amino acids)
Biological process (GO): pyruvate decarboxylation to acetyl-CoA
Cellular component (GO): pyruvate dehydrogenase complex
Molecular function (GO): dihydrolipoyllysine-residue acetyltransferase activity
Source: RefSeq, a predicted model, not a curated record
AAAUUCAGUUCGAUUCGAUUUGCGGUGUGUAUGUAACCUUCCUAGAAAGGUCGGUGUGUGUAGCGCAAUUAUUACUAAAUUAAUUUCGAUCUAAAAAAACUGUUCAACAGUUCUUUUUGCAACGAAUUUGUGCGGCUAAAAAGUGUGGAAACAUUAGCUGUAUUUCCUUUGAAUUGAUUUAAAUAUCGAAAGUUGUUCAACAAUUUGUUUGCGUGUUAACUUUUUAGUGCGUCAAGAUGUUGAGGACAAUUGCAGCACGCAACGAACUCAUAAUGCUGCGUGGAACAGCGCUGGCACGAGCAAGACCAGCACGUGAAGCCGUACGUGUUAUGGGCGCACAAACGGCCAGGAAGCUACAGACACUCAGGUUUGCACCCAAGAACCAUGUGGCCACCGUGCCAAAGCCAUUGGGCAUGUGGAGUACGAAUUUCGCACGAAACUACGCCGAUCUACCGUCGCACAUCAAAGUGCCACUACCGGCACUAUCGCCCACUAUGGAACAGGGUACCAUUAUUAGCUGGGAGAAAAAAGAGGGCGACAAAUUGAACGAAGGUGAUCUGUUGGCCGAAAUCGAAACCGACAAGGCUACUAUGGGCUUCGAAACACCAGAGGAGGGCUAUUUGGCUAAAAUUGUUAUACCAGCUGGUACUAAGGAUGUUGCCAUCGGUAAAUUGGUUUGCAUUAUUGUGCAAAAUCAAGAAGAUGUCGCCGCAUUCAAGGACUUUGUCGACGAUGCGCCAGCAGUGGCCAAACCUGCUGCCGCCGCCGCAUCACCACCAGCAGCUGCUGCACCAGUAGCACCACCACCACCGCCACCAGCUGCUGCGCCAGCACCUGUAGCCGCCGCCCCUGUCGGUGGUAAGCCCUUGACAGCCGUUGAGCAACGCGGCGAACGUGUGUACGCCAGUCCAAUGGCAAAGCGGCUGGCCGAAGCACAGAGUCUCCGAUUGCAAGGUAAAGGCAGUGGCAUCUACGGCUCAAUAAAAUCUAGUGAUCUUGCAGGCAUGGCAGCAGCUGCACCAGCAGUCGGCGCACACGCAGCAGCCGCACCAGCUGCACCACAAGGAGGCUACAUUGAUAUACCGGUUUCGAAUGUACGCGGUGUGAUUGCGAAGCGUCUCAAGGAGUCGAAACAGCAAAUACCGCACUACUAUGUGACCAUGGAAUGUCAAAUGGACAAUUUGCUGAAAUUGCGUGAGAAGGUGAAUAAGAAAUAUGAGAAACAGGGUGUACGUGUAUCGGUCAAUGAUUUCAUAAUUAAAGCCACUGCCACGGCAUGCCGCAAAGUGCCCGAAUCCAAUUCAUAUUGGAUGGAGAGCGUGAUAAGACAAUUCGACAAUGUUGAUGUAUCAAUGGCUGUUUCCACCGAUACUGGCCUAAUUACGCCAAUUGUUUUUGGUGCCGAUCGCAAAGGUGUUGUUGAUAUUUCAAAAGAAACCAAAUCAUUAGCUGCCAAGGCCAGAGAGAAUAAAUUGAAGCCACAAGAAUUCCAAGGCGGCACCGUUUGCGUAUCCAAUUUGGGCAUGAUGGGCGUUUCACAAUUCUGUGCCGUCAUAAAUCCGCCACAAUCCUGCAUUUUGGCAAUUGGCGCCACCACAAAGAAGCUGAUACUCGAUCCCGAUAGCCUUAAAGGUUUCCGCGAAGUUAGCGUAAUGAAUGUGACUUUGAGUGCGGAUCAUAGGACUGUAGAUGGCGCUGUUGCUGCCAAAUGGCUGCAAUACUUCCGUGACUUCAUAGAGGAUCCCCAAACAAUGAUUCUUUAAGCUUAGCACCAAAAAAUAUUACCUUCAUAAAUACACAGACACACCACCACCACCCACAUACAGUUAAGCGUAAUCCAUUAAAAUGACCAACGAAUGUAUAAAGUAGCUGUCAAAAAAAAAAAAAAUAAAAGAAAAAUAA